This is a messenger RNA of Asparagus officinalis (garden asparagus), 4293 nucleotides long. Its product is annotated as regulator of nonsense transcripts UPF2. The transcript is spliced from 17 exons. The record is from RefSeq and is a predicted model, not a curated record. NCBI's taxonomy places the organism in Eukaryota, Viridiplantae, Streptophyta, Magnoliopsida, Asparagales, Asparagaceae. Gene Ontology annotation, molecular function: RNA binding; protein binding. Gene Ontology annotation, cellular component: exon-exon junction complex; cytoplasm. The coding region runs from base 161 to 3760 and encodes 1199 amino acids. Gene Ontology annotation, biological process: nuclear-transcribed mRNA catabolic process, nonsense-mediated decay.
UCCAGCCCUAGGGUUCUCUCUCUCUCUCUCUCUCUCUCACGUCGCUUCUCUCUCUAGCGUUCAGACGUCCGGCGAGGCGACGAGAUCAGCCUCCUAUAUUUUUCUCGGCGAGGUGAUCUCAGCCUCCUCUGGCGACGAUUGGAGUCCGUGGACAGGGGAAAUGGAGCAUCCAGAGGAUGAACGUGUAUCUGGGGAGCAACAUGGUAAACAAGAUAAUGAGGAAAAUGUUGCUCGUCUUGAGGAAUAUAAAAGAUCUAUUGAGAUGAAGCUCUCUCUACGGCAUGACAAUCUGAAUCCUGAAAGGCCUGAUUCUGGUUUUCUCAGAACACUAGAUUCCAGUAUCAAGAAAAAUACGGCUGUCAUUAAGAAGCUUAAGCAAAUAAAUGAUGAACAAAGGGAAGGGUUGAUGGAUGAAUUACGAAGCGUUAACUUAAGCAAGUUUGUUAGUGAAGCCGUAGCAGCCAUAUGUGAUGCUAAGCUUAAAACUUCAGACAUUCAAGCUGCUGUGCAGGUGUGCUCUUUGCUUCAUCAGAGGUACAAAGAGUUCUCCCCAUGCCUUGUGCAGGGCCUCUUGAAAGUUUUCUUCCCUGGAAAAUGUGCUGAAGAGCCUGAGGCAGAUAAAAGUUUGAAGGCAAUGAAGAAAAGAAGCACUUUGAAACUUCUUAUUGAACUUUAUUUUGUAGGAGUUAUUGAGGAUGCGGGCAUAUUUGUAAAUAUUGUCAAGGAUCUUACCAGCUUGGAACAUUUAAAAGACCGUGAAUCAACACAGACAAACUUGUCGAUUCUUGCCAGCUUUGCUCGACAAGGCAGAAUUUUCUUAGGACUUCAUCAGCCUGGACAAGAAGUAAAUGAUGAGUUCUUCAGAGGCCUUAACGUCACAGCUGAUCAGAAAAAGAUAUUCAAGAAAGCAUUCCACUCAUAUUAUGAUGCUGUUGCUGAACUCCUUCAAUCUGAGCAUUCUUCUCUCCGAUUGAUGGAACUUGAAAAUGCAAAGAUAUUAAAUGCUCGAGGGGAGCUCAAUGAUGAGAAUUUGACUUCAUAUGAAAAGCUGCGCAAGUCGUAUGACCAUUUAUUUCGUGGAGUAUCUUCUCUAGCAGAGGCCCUUGAUUUGCAACCUCCUGUAAUGCCAGAUGACGGGCAUACAACAAGGGUUACCUCAGGAGCUGAUGUUCCAUCUGCUUCUGGAAAGGAAUCUUCAGUUCCUGAACCUAUAUGGGAUGAUGAUGAUACAAAAGCUUUCUAUGAGUUUUUACCUGAUCUCAGAGCGUUUGUUCCUGCUGUGUUACUGGGGGAAGCAGAACCAAAACUCCAUGAUCAACCUCCAAAGACCCAAGAAGAAUCUGCUCCGGAACCACAAGACACGGAAGUGCAUGGCAUUGCAAGUUCUGCUGCCGACACAGAAUUGUCAACAGAGGGGAAAGCAGAGGAAAAAGCAAAGGAUAAGGAGGAGAAAGAGAAGGAGAAAGGCAAAGACUCUGACAAAGAAAAACAAAAAGAGAAAGAGAAAGAUACUGAGAAAAAGGGAGAAAGUGAGAAGGAGAAAGGUAAACCAUUGGAUGGGACUAGCUUGGAUGCUCUGCUGCAGAGGCUUCCAGGCUGCGUAAGCCGUGACCUUAUAGAUCAGUUGACGGUAGAAUUCUGCUACCUGAACUCAAAAGCGAAUCGAAAGAAGCUAGUGCGAGCCUUGUUUAAUGUCCCAAGAACUUCAUUGGAGUUGUUGCCCUACUAUUCUCGUUUGGUUGCUACAUUGUCGACAUGCAUGAAAGAUAUUCCAACAUUACUUUUGUCAAUGCUUGAAGAGGAAUUUAACUUUUUGAUCAAUAAAAAGGAUCAAACAAACAUUGAAACAAAGAUAAAGAACAUCAGAUUUAUUGGAGAGCUAUGCAAAUUCAAGAUUGCGCCUGCAGGUCUUGUUUUUAGUUGCCUAAAGGCCUGUUUGGAUGACUUUAAUCAUCACAACAUUGACGUAGCUUGCAACCUUCUUGAGACAUGCGGACGAUUUCUAUACCGUUCACCUGAAACAACAAUUCGCAUGGGAAAUAUGCUAGAAAUACUGAUGCGUUUGAAAAAUGUCAAAAAUUUGGAUCCACGUCAUAGUACUUUGGUAGAAAAUGCGUACUACUUGUGCAAACCGCCUGAACGAUCUGCUAGGAUUUCAAAAACUCGUCCUCCCCUGCAUCAGUAUAUCAGAAAGUUGCUUUUCUCAGAUCUUGAUAAGUCCUCAGUUGAGCACGUCCUUAGGCAACUAAGAAAAUUACCUUGGAGUGAAUGUGAACCGUACUUGUUGAAGUGUUUUCUAAAGGUUCACAAGGGCAAAUACAGUCAUGUGCAUCUGAUUGCUUUUCUCACUGCAGGCCUUAGUAGGUACCAUGACGAAUUUGCAGUAGCAGUUGUGGACGAGGUUCUGGAAGAGAUUAGGGUGGGACUGGAAUUGAAUGAUUACAGUAUGCAACAGAGACGCAUUGCUCAUAUGCGGUUCUUAGGAGAAUUAUACAACUAUGAGCAUAUUAUUGAUUCAUCUGUGAUAUUUGAGACAUUGUAUUUGAUAAUCUUUUAUGGCCAUGGAACACCAGAACAAGAUGCACUGGAUCCACCAGAAGAUUGCUUUCGGAUCAGAAUGAUUAUAACACUUCUUCAGACAUGUGGACACUACUUUGACAGAGGUUCUUCAAAAAGAAAGCUUGACAGGUUCUUGAUAUAUUUUCAGAGAUACGUGCUUAGCAAAGGUGCAUUACCACUUGAUGUUGAGUUUGACAUUCAGGACAUGUUUGCUGAAUUGAGACCAAACAUGACCCGCUGCUUAUCCAUCGAGGAAGUUAAUGCAGCACUAAUAGAGCUCGAGGAACAUGAGCACACAGCUUCAAGAGACAAGGCUAGUAGUGACAAACACUCCGAUAGUGAAUCUCAGAAGCUCUCAUCUAAAAAAGCAAAUGGAACAAGUGCAGAAAAUGGAUUAGUAGUAGUUGAGGAGAAUGGGAAGGGUGGCCAUGAUGAGGCAAUUAAUAGUGAGAGCUACUCCGACACUGGAAGCAUCAUCGAUCCUGAGAUGCAUGAGGAUGAGGAUGAGCUUCUUUCUGAUGACAAAUCCAACAGUGGAUCCGAUGGCGACGACGAGGAUGAUAGUGUGCCUGCUGCUGGCUCUGACGAGGACGAAAAUGUCCAGGUCCACCGUAAGAAUGCAGUUGAAGUUGUUGAUCCUAGAGAGGAAGAAGACUUUGAUCGUGAGCUCCGUGCAUUAUUGCAGGAGAGCCUAGACUCUCGAAAGCUUGAGUUACGAGCUCGCCCUACUCUCAAUAUGAUGAUCCCUAUGAAUAUAUUCGAGGGGUCCACCAAGGAUACAAGAGCUAUGGAAGGGGAAAGUGGAGAAGAAACAAUGGACGAUGAAGGAAGCGGAAGCGGAGGAGGAAGCACAAAGGUGAGAGUUAAGGUAUUAGUGAAGAAAGGGAGCAAGCAGCAGACGAAGCAGAUGUACAUACCAAAAGAGUGUUCAUUGAUUCAGAGCACGAAGCAGAAAGAGGCAGAAGAGUUGGAGGAGAAGCAGAGUAUUAAAAGGAGGAUUUUGGAGUAUAACGAGAGGGAGGAGGAGGAAUCGAAUGGGAUUUCGUCCGCGAGCGGUUGGUUGCAAACUGGGGGUGGUGCUAAUGGCGGCCAGUGGGCCGUGGAAAUUGGGAGGGAGCAGGGAGGGGGGGACAUCGGCAGCAGCGUUAUCAUUCCUCUGGUGGAUUUUAUCACGGAUAUUAUGGGAGGAGGAGAUAAAUAAAUAAAUAAAAUAAAGUAGAAAGAACAUUCCAUGCAAUGUGUGUUUCUUACACCACAAAUCAAAUCUUCAAGAAACGUUAUUCCUUCAUGGAUAUUAUGAAGGACGGGAUAGGAAGAGAUGGUUUUGUGAGAUGGGUGUUUCUUAUAUAAAAGAAGGCUCAUCUUCAAGAAACAAGAUUCUGUCAUGGACCUUAUGGGAGGAGGAGAUAAAAAGAGACAUGAACCUGCGUGGCGCAAGUUUCUUACCAAUGAAGGAUUGUCUUCUGAAAGGAUCUAAAUUUGAUCAUUCGAGGAGACUUAGAAUGAUAUGGGAGUAUGACGAUUCAUCCGAAACAGCAGUAUAUAUAUAUAUAUAGUGUUGACUUUGGGUAUCUAUUGGUAUGUCUGUAAACUAGACUAUCGUGUUGUUAUGACAUAAAACUAAUCUCUAGGCUUAUACGGCUUGUGUAAAAUAAUAUAUCAUUUUUCGCUUUUUGCUAAUAGUUUUUGUAUAUCUUGAUGUUGAAGAAAAAGUGGGGUUUUCACUCUGCCUAA